This is a messenger RNA of Vitrella brassicaformis, 2077 nucleotides long. Lineage: Eukaryota; Vitrellaceae. The record is from the annotation of a GenBank genome assembly.
UUGCACCGAUGCAAGUGACUGCAUUUACCAUGUGAGACCUUGUCCAGGUUCGUUUGUUUGUUUGACACUUGCUCAGCCAACACCAACCAAGCAGAGAAAGAGUAUUCCUUACCUCGCUCGCCUCGCCUGCCCCUGCCCCGCCCUCCCUGCGCCUUGUAUACCUGUCUGCUAUCCAACAGACCAGCAAUCGACAACAAAAGGGUGCAUCCACCGUAUGCUACACGUCAUACUACACAAACAGACGAACACCCUCCUCCCUCCCUUCCCCGGCAGAUCAGGAUAGUACUGACUCCAAUGGAUGGACCUCUCAAAUCAGUCAAUGAAUAAGUCAAGCGGCCGGCCGGACGGACCCGGCCGACCAAUCAAUCAGGAUGUCCGGCCCCCCCGCCCAUCCCUCUCCUUCCUCUCCCCUCCUUGGCAAGGCCUGCCCUUGCUGGCCACGCCUGCCCUCCUCUCGUCUCUCCCUCUCGCCUCGUCAGCCGCCACCGAGCCCUCCCCAUCAGCAGCAGACAACGAUGCACUCGAGGCCGCCGAGAUCCGCCUCUCAGAGGGAGGCGACUGAGGCUGCGGCGUCCUCUCCACUUCACUCCCAGAUAUCCUCCGCUUGGCCCCACGUGCGCGGGGCCGCAGUGUCCAUCGUCGGGUCAGUCGGGCCACGGUCGAGGUGGACACCUCGCCCACAUAGACGAGCCACCUGGUGGUCUGGUGGAUGGCGAAGUGGAUGAGCCCGAGCCCUGCCGGCAGGUAUGGGCACUGCAUGGGCACCAGGCGCCACUGCACGUCGGGCGUGCGGCGGCAGAUGGGGCACACUGGUGGCUUGGCCUUGCCGACGCAGUCGUGGCAGAGGCACAGGUGCGCAUGGGGGAUGCAGUGGGUGCUGGCGAGCGCCACGGACUUUAUCUCGCUGGAGCAGCCGAUACCUGCGCGAUGGACAGACAGACACCAGCCACAGCCACAGAUACAGAGACGGAGGUGGCUGCAGAGGUGGCGAGGUGGCCUGGGGUGGGGGGGUGGUGGGUGGUGGUGGUCCUUACAGUCUUGUGGCUGUGGCAGCGGGUGUGUGAUGAAGUGCAUGGGCAAAGGCACCAGCUUGGACCACACGAGCAGGGCAAACACGUCGUUGAGGAUGUCCGCCAGGCCCUGCAACAGCGUCAGGCUCACAAUGAAGGGCGAGUACGGCUUGAACAGCCACAGGUCGCGGAACAGGAAAAAGCCCCGCUCGCCUGCAGACAGAGAGGGGAGAGAGGAGAGAGGCAGGUGUCGUGUAUGUGUGUGUGUGUGUGUGUAUGGUGGAGUGGAUGGACUGUCCAUCGCUCCCGCCUACCGAUGAGCACAUGUGAGACGAUGUGGUAGAGCCAGAUGAAAGAGCCGCCCCCCUCCACGUCGAAUGACAGUCUGCGCACACACACACACACAUACGGCAGGCAAUCCAUCAUCCAUCCAUCCAUCCAUCCACUUAUCCAUUGUGGCCGGCCCGGCCCGACUCACUUGACGAGGCAGGCCCGUUUGCAUAGCUCGAAGCCAAUCAGGUUGCACACCACCCGGCCGCCCAGAUAAAGGCACUUGAGCGUCGGGUCUGACGGCGAGACUCCCCGCCAGAAGUGGUCAACUGCCUUGACGUAACUGGCCGCAAUCACGCAGUCCAGCAGACCCCCACCUGCACAGCAAAGGACCAACAACACAGCGAUACCUACCGCGACGAUCCGAUCGCCGUGUGAGAAUGCAAUGCUGUUUGGCUGUCCCAGCCACCGACCGAUGAACAGCGCCAGUCUGCUGAGCAGCAAGUUCUCGAACUUCCUCGACUCCAGCACCCUCCCCACCACCCCCCGCAUACAGCCAGCCGCACCCUUGACAUAACGCCACACACCGCCCCACCAGCCGGCGAGCUGCCUCCCGACGCCCACAACCCACACCGCUGCAGCGAGCAGCGCCAGAAUCAGGAUGACAGGCUUGAAAUCGGGAUGGGAACGCAUUAGCCAGAGGGAGCCGAUGCAGCAGGCGAGUGCGAGGCAGCCACAGAGCACUGUCCAGUACUGUCUGCUGAUGAAUAGUAAUCGGGUUUUGGUGUCAGGAAGAG